This is a messenger RNA of Platichthys flesus (European flounder), 1610 nucleotides long. RefSeq lists its product as uncharacterized. The record is from RefSeq and is a predicted model, not a curated record. Gene Ontology annotation, biological process: D-serine catabolic process. The transcript has 11 exons. The coding region runs from base 271 to 1383 and encodes 370 amino acids. Gene Ontology annotation, molecular function: D-serine ammonia-lyase activity. Lineage: Eukaryota; Metazoa; Chordata; Actinopteri; Pleuronectiformes; Pleuronectidae.
GAAGAAGUGGCUCAUUUGUUUGACCACCAUGAUUCUGGCCAUAGGUUCAUACAGUCUAUGGUUCGUACCGGUUCAGACACGUGAUUGCUACCCGUGUCUCAGUUUGCAGCCUGUGCAGGGAAGCGCAGGAAAGAAGCCAGAGACAGUACACUGAGUAACUUAAACCCGCAGUGAAGGUCCUGUCGUGUGCGUCAGUUGAGACAAGUAAGAGCAUUUGUAUUCGUUCAAGUUGGGUUUCCUCACCUACAGCUGCCAACUGUUGCUGCCAGUAUGAAUGGGGAGCCCCUCUCAGCCCUGUGUACCCCUGCUCUGGUGGUGGAUGUGGACAAAGUGAAGAGAAAUGCCCAGAGGAUGAUUGAUAGUUAUCAGAAGCUGGGAGUCCAGCUUCGGCCUCACAUGAAGACACACAAGACCCUUGAGUGUGCCGACAUAAUGACGGGCGGAUCACGGAGGUGCAUCGUGGUAUCCACACUUGCAGAGGCCUGUUUCUAUGCCGACCAUGGAUAUGAUGACAUCCUAUAUGCUUACUCUGUUCCCUUUGAUAAGGUUGAGCGUUGUGCAGCCCUGUCAGAGAGGCUGGAACUCUUCCAGGUUUUGCUGGAUCACCCCGCUGCUCUAGAAGAGCUCAGAAAGAGACCGCUGAAAGACGUCCGGCAGUGGCACGUCUGGCUGAAGCUGGACUGUGGCAAUGGGAGAGCUGGGGCACUGCACUCAGAUCCCGCUGCGUUCAGAUUGGCUCGGGCCAUCGCUGAGACGGAGGGCGUGCAGCUAACAGGAGUGUACGCUCACUGUGGGAACACCUACAACUGCAGGGGAGAGGAGCAAAUACAGGCUGUUGCCCGGGAAACCACCAGCUUGACUGUACAGUUCGUGGAAAAACUGAAGGCCGUCGGCAUCACCUGUAAAUCCAGCAUUGGCUCCACCCCCUCCUGCAGUCACCCAAUCAAAGACAUGGCGCUGCUCAGUGAGGUGCAUCCUGGAAACUACGUCUUUUUUGAUGUGCAGCAGUCUGUGAUUGGCUCGUGCAGUCUGGAGGACGUGGCUGUGAGGGUUUUAACACGAGUCAUUGGACACUCUCCUCAUAGGAACCAGCUCCUAGUCGACUGUGGAUGGUCUGGACUCAGUCUGGACGGAGCUGGAAAGCUUCCCACUGGAUAUGCUGUGAUUGAAGGACAUCCAAACCUCAAGUUGUUGUCUAUGACCCAGGAGCAUGGUAGAGUAGAGCCCAUCUCAGGAGAGCUGGACUACAGCAAAUACCCCCUCGGCUCUCUGCUCGCUCUGAUCCCCUACCAUUCUUGUGCAACAGCUAUAAUGCACCCUGUGUACCACGUGCACUCUGAGGGCCGUCUGCUGGGGACGUGGACACCUACGCGUGGCUGGUGAACAACUUCUUGGAUCAACUUGUGAUGCCUGUGUAUGAAUUCACAACCAGUACGACUGAGGAAUAUUCACCUCCUCUUUCGCUGCCCCUUUUGGGGGUAUGCGAGACAUAUGAGUAGAAGAAUGUAAUUCCUAUUCCCCAGAAGUCUCUGAAGUGAUGUGGGAGAAGAAAUGUAGAAAAAAUAAACACAACUUGCAAAAUGUCUGAAUAAAUCAAGGCUUUAGGACGA